This is a messenger RNA of Labrus mixtus (cuckoo wrasse), 5146 nucleotides long. RefSeq names its product cilia and flagella associated protein 43 (gene cfap43). Gene Ontology annotation, molecular function: protein binding. Gene Ontology annotation, cellular component: axoneme. Bases 1 to 5022 code for a protein of 1673 amino acids. Gene Ontology annotation, biological process: cilium assembly; sperm axoneme assembly. The record is from RefSeq and is a predicted model, not a curated record. The transcript has 38 exons. Lineage: Eukaryota; Metazoa; Chordata; Actinopteri; Labriformes; Labridae.
AUGGCAGAAAACGCCGGUUACCACCACCUGCAUGGCUUUCUUGUUGCCAGGGAUACGCAACGACAGUCCCGUUGCUGGAUACAAGGGUUUACAAACAAGAGUAUCGCAUAUGUCGACAAUACAACUGUAUGUUACUCGAGUGGGAGUCAUAUCUGUUUCCUCAACUUGGAGACACAAAUUCAAAGUGUGCUGAAGAGUCCUGGCAGAGGGGUUGGUGCAUUGACGGCAAAUGGCAAUAAUGGCAUUUUUGCUUUCUCUGAGCAAAAGCUAUGUCCAUCAAUAUUUGUUUACAUUUUUCCAGAGGUUCACUUAAAGAAUGAAUUAAAAGGGGCAGCCCAACUGGACUACACAUCCCUGACGUUAAGUGAAGGUGGUACUUAUUUAGGCUGUUGUUCAGCUCUUCCAGAGCACACCAUUACAGUAUGGAACUGGGAAAAUGCUGAGCAAAUUUGUACACAACCAAAUGCUGGGAAAGGGAUUGUUUCUUUGUUGUUCAACCCCCUGAAUUGGCUCCAGCUUUGUGCCUUGAGCACUACUGGCCUCACUGUCUGGAAUAUUGAGAAGAGUGGCAGCUUUCAUGUUCUGAAACAAAGUGUGAUAGAGCUACCGGCAACAGAUGGCUCCUUUGUUGAGAGUUUGAUGCCCACCUUAAAUAUUGUCAAAAAAGAAAAAGUUCCCUAUUUUGGUCCAGAGAUGCCUCCAUCAGCCAUCGCAGGGCUUCAGGGAGACAAGGCAGACAACAUAUUGGCUAAACUCUGCACCAAAGCCAGACUAACUAUUACUGCCAUCUGCUGGACAGCCAAAUCAGAGCUCUAUGUGGGCUGUGUGGAAGGCUUUCUGCUGCUUGUCGACCCAGAGAGCCUCUGUGUCUCAGUGCUCUUUAACCCCACAACUGCUGAUGCCACCCCUGAACUCCGACAGAGCAACUUUCAAAGUUUAACCCUUAACAAGAAUGGUUUGAUCACUAUCGGAAAGGAGAAUGUGGUGCACUGUCUACAAUUGAAAGGGAACCAGAUCAACAUUACUCAAACAUGGAAAACAGAAACCGCUGUCACAACUGUGAUGCUCUCACCAGACUUAGAAACAUUACUUUUAUCCUCUAAUACAGGACAAAUCUACAUGUUGAACCCAACAUCAGACGAGAUUGGAAAGGUCCUGGAUGUCCUUAGUGGCAACUUUGUGGCAGCAGCUUUGUUGCACACUGGCAGAAAUAUUUGUGUGUCAGUGAGGGAGUUUGGAGAACUGCAGCUGUGGUCCUCAGAUGGCGUUUGCCUCGGAUCCCUGUCUCUUCAAACACAGGUGACAAGUCUGGCCUGCUGUCCUGUUGCACAAUAUGCAGCUGUAGGAACAACUUCAGGAUAUGUCCUCUUCAUUGACCUGAACAGCGAAGAACAGCCUCGCCUGGUGCACCAGGUUCACCUGUACAACACUCCUGUGGAUCACCUUGUUUUCGAAAAAGAUGGACACUAUCUCUUCACCAGUGCCUCAGACUCACAUGUCUAUGUCCUAGAUGCAAAGCCAUCAAAAAGGUUUACAGUCAUAGGAUUCACAGUUGUUCCUGGACCCAUCCUGUCGCUGUCAAGUCAAAGCAUCAGGAACUCUGGGGAGGUGAAAGUACUUGCACUUUGCAGAGAACAGGAAGGCCAAAGUCAAAAUGGUAACAUGCUCACAGUGCUAACUCUGCCUGUGAGGGAUAUUUCAGAUACAGAUUGUGUAGACAGACACGGAGUUCUGUCCAAUAACAUCCUCAAAGUGUGCAGAUAUGAAGUGCCUCACCCUCUUGAAUCCUGUGUUCUUGGAGUCAGUGAGGUCUUUGCUUACUGCCACAAAAGGAAAACUCUCCUGCGGUUCCAGCUUCCCCAGGACACAGACAGUCUCUCUAGCCAAGAGGUGGUUCAGCUGACACCAGAGCAGGAAGUGAAGGGACAUCCUCUUGGCCCUGCCUCUCUCGUUCUGUCUCCACAUAACUUAUGGCUGGCCUCUGUAGGCCAAGAUGGCCUAUUACGCAUCCAAGAGACUGUUUCCAUGGAGCGGUACAUUGAACUUCAGUGUCAUUCAUGCCGUCUGGGUGGAGUGAGGAGUGUAUCCUUCUCUGCUGACAGUCAGACACUCCUCACUGCUGGCUUUAAAGAUGGCUCUCUUCUUUGCACUAAUCUCAGAAAUACAGGUUUGGAUGGUGGUAAGAUGAUUGAAGCUACUCUGCACAGCAAGUCUAUGGAAAUGUUCUUGAUGAAAAUGUUCAAUAAAGAGAAUCAUGUCCUCAUUGAUCUGCCUGCAUGGGGUAAAGGGACAGUACCUGGCUCUGAAAAACCAACGGGCCCUGAGGGGAGUACUGAAGCAGAGAGUGUGGAUGUGACAGAGCAGGAUGACAGUUAUAACAGCCUGCUGUCUGCUCCACCUUCACACCUCACAUGGCUGGAGAGCAGGCGAGAGGCGGUUUUAAAGGAAGAAAGUGAGCAAUACUCUGAGGCGAGGAAAAACAUGAGGAAAACCCUCAAAGAGUUGCGUGACACUAUCCAGGAGAUGAUGCGUGAAAAUGAGACCCUCCCAGAAAUCGAGCGUCUGGAACUCAACGAAUUCAACCUGGAUGUUGAGGAGCAGAGGAGACUGGAUGCCAUGGUGGAGCAGGAAGUUAUCAGGGUAAGAAAUGAAAUCGAAUGGGAGAUGUUAGCAAAAAGCUACCUACGUGAUGUCCUAAAGAAAGAAUGCUGGGAUUCAAUGAAGGUCAAAGGGAAGGCCAUUGAGGCCUUUCACUCUGAACACGAGGUGAAAAACUACCCACUGAGGGAGCGGACAGAGAAAGAGCUGGAGGACCUUCGCAGGGUUCAGGAUAUGAGGAAGUUUGAAAAAGCUGCUUGCAUCAGCAGCCCACAGAAAAGUUCCAACACAACAGGGGCGAAGGAGAAAGAGCAGGGGGAGGACAGUAACGGGGCAGAGAGCACCGCUGUAACAGGAAGUUUCUCUGCUCAGUUAGGAUAUUCCAAUCCCUACAUUUACGAUCAGUUCAGCCUGCAGACCACAGAACAGAGGAUCAACCAGAUGAUUCUACUACAGGAUGUGAUUUAUCGCAUCAAGACCGGGUUCAACGCCAACUUUGAGGCCAUGCACAAGCAGAAGGUGCAGGAGCUCAGCCGUGUGAGGGACAGGAACCAGCAUAUCAAGGAGAUCAUGCUGGAACUGGACAUGAACGAGACGCUGUGGGAGCCAAGCCUGACGGUCAGCGAGUGGCCAGAGAGGCUCCUCACUGUGGACGACUCUGAGAUCAAAGCAGAAAAGUAUCUCACCCCAGAACAGAAAGUGGAGGAGGAGAGGAAGAAAUUGGAAGAGCAGAGACGUUUGGCUGCCAAAGGGGAUAACUUCCGAGAGAGAGCUCUUGAUAACAUGAUGGAUGGAGCGCUUGAAGUGAAAAAAGAGAACAUCUUGAAAAUGGAAAUACCUCCGCCUGAGUUUGUUUUGACCAAACCUGUCAUCCACUGGACUGAGGAGGAGAAGAAAAUCCACAAAGAGUACGAAAAGAAAGACAAAGACCUGAAUGAGGAGAAGGAGAAAUACAAAAAGGCUCUGGAAAAUGAAAUAAAAAAACUGCAGGCAGCCACCAAGGACGUGACUGAAAGGUUUGAUGAAACUUUGAAACAGCUGUUUGAGAAGAAACUAAACUGUGAAAUGACUAUAUAUCAGGAAGAGCUCAAGAUGACCUAUCUUGCCUACUCAGUCCUCGUUGAAGUGGAGAUGACAAAUCGAGAGUUGGAGCUCAAGCGCAAACUUGAAAAAACAGUGACAUACAAGGAUGAAAUUGGUGAGCAGCUGAAGACACAUGAAGAGGAGGUAGAAUUGUUUCAUGAGAACUAUAACACCACUGUAGCUGAGGACAAAGGUCUUGAUAAAGAAUUCAGGAAGGAGUUCUUCAAUGUUCCAGGCCUUAUGGUCGAUCACCUUUAUAAGUUAUUCAAGCGUAGACCCAGGGUUCAAAAGAUGAGGACUCAAACAGACAACAACUCCAACCCUUUUAAGGAGCAGCAUCUGUGUGGUUCUCUGGCUCCCGAUGCACUCGGAAAAAUGCUGAAGGCCAUGGAGGACCUGGAUGCUCCAGAGAAUAUGCCAAAAGGCUUGAACCGCUCGAUCUGGGAUAAGUUUUGUCUGGUCCGCAGGGCAAAAGUAGAGAGCGAGCAAAAGGUAAAAUUAAAUGCUUUGACUCUUGCUGAGAUGCAGGCGUUUCAGCAGAAGAGGAGAGAUGAUGAUACAGCUGUUCAACAGGAAAUUAAAAAUCUCUCUGAUGAGCUUGAACGGCUGCACAAAGAGAGGAAUCGUUUUCUGAUGGACAUCAUGGUCCAGGUACUGCUCAAACCCGACCAGGUGGAGGUGUCCCUCACAGACAUGAUUGCUGACUUCACUGACUCUGUGCUUUACCCCAGGAGUGUGGUGGAGGACCUCAACACAACCGUCAGGUCCCUUGGAGGGCAGAAGAUCGCCUCAAUGGUGGGGUGCAAAGACUUCCGUAAGGGCAUCAUCCAGCUGCAGUGGGAGCACAAGAAGAUGGCGAUGCAAAUAGAGGACCUCAACAACAAGAAGAGGGACGUUCAGAAGUUACAGCUCAGUAAGGAGCAACAAGAUUACCUCGACAGCAAAGAUCAAGACAGCCGCAUGUCCAAGCAGGUUUCCAUUCUGGAGAAAACUAUCGCUUUCCAGAAGAAGACUCAUCAACAGAGUGUGCAGCAUCGCAGAAAAAAGAUUGAACAGCUAAGUAAACAGGCAGCAAUCAAAGCUAAGAAGACCAAAGUCGUAGAACAGCAGCUACCUAACAUGCAGGUGGCUGUGGCAGAGAGGAGACAUAUCUAUGAACAAAUGGAUUCAGAGGAACACCAAGCAGCCGGAACAGAAGAGCGUUACCAGGAAAUCGUUCAGAGGUCGAAGCUGAAGGACUUAGCCCAAGCGCAGGCGGAGGACCUGGCUAUUCUCAGGGCAGAGGUGGUUCGUCUGAGGAUGAAGAACUUUCCUUCACUUGAUCAGCUAAAACACGUCUGAGCAGCCUUCUCUUUAACAGAUAAUAGAUUUUAUUUAUAAUUCUCUUAGCAAGUACACAUUUACAACUUUAACUGUGAAUCCAUACAAAAAUAGCAGGAACAAAUUAAACAAUAAUUUAACUCUG